Molecule: messenger RNA, 3762 nt
Organism: Punica granatum (pomegranate)
Lineage: Eukaryota; Viridiplantae; Streptophyta; Magnoliopsida; Myrtales; Lythraceae
Source: RefSeq, a predicted model, not a curated record
UGUUUCACUUCCUUCCUUCCGCACCCAUCUUCGCCAUUGAAAGCCAACCUCUGAAGCUCUGCCAGUCUGCUGCUUCCUGGGCAGCUAUAAAAGGGCCAAAACCCGGCGAAAGAUGGAAUUUUGAUCCCACCACCCCCCCCUCUCUCUCUCUCUCUCUCUCUAAAGAUGUUGUAAUCAACGAACUUUAAUCGUUCUCUCUCUCAGGCUCUGAAACCGCUCUGCUCUGUCGGAGAGAGAGACCCCUAAACCCCACAAAACCCUCCCAGCACUCCCUCAUCUAUCUUUCCCCCCUCCCGGCAGGCGGGAGCGUCCAUCUGCUGCGGAGGAGCUGCUACUGUUGGGUUAUCUUGGCCCCGCAGCCGCUGAUCAUGCGCCGGUUCCUUGGUUUUCCGUGUUUCUUCGCCCGCCUGAGCUAGCCUUGCUUUGAAUUUGAUCGAUUUGCAGGGGCGAGCUUGAGUUGUUUGAGCUGUUUAAGCUUGGAGUUCUCUAACUCCCAGCCAAUUUGCUGUAUCUUCGGGGUAAACAAAGUCAAUGACAGUCCCUGUCAACUGUCUUGUUUCAGGAAAGCAGACUUGUCCUUCCUACCCAGAUGGAGUGGACUGAGAAGGACGCUGCCAUCGAGGGUAGAAGGGAUCCAGUUGGUGAAAACGGUUUCUUGAAACCGUCAACUCCUUCUGCUUCUACUAACGCUGCACCGGUUUCACUUUCUCCAUCACACAAGAUCUAUGGAGGCAAGGAUGCCCUUUCUUACGCUGGUAUUCUUCGGAAUAGAAACAAGUUUGGUGAUGCUCUCCUGCUCUAUGAGAGUGUCCUUGAGAAGGACAGUUCAAAUGUGGAAGCCCACAUUGGCAAGGGGAUAUGCUUGCAGAUGCAGAAUAUGGGACGGCUCGCUUUUGAGAGUUUUGCUGAAGCCAUCAGAUUGGAUCCACAGAAUGCAUGUGCCCUGACCCAUUGUGGUAUGCUGUACAAGGAGGAGGGUCGCCUAGUGGAGGCCGCUGAUUCAUAUCAGAAGGCUUUAAAAGCUGAUUCUUCAUAUCAACGAGCAGCAGAAUGCUUGGCCAUUGUUCUAACAGAUAUUGGAACAAGCUUAAAGCUUGGUGGCAACACACAGGAAGGAAUCCAGAAGUACUAUGAAGCUCUCAAAAUCGAUCCACAUUAUGCUCCUGCAUUCUAUAACCUUGGUGUUGUCUAUUCUGAGAUGAUGCAAUAUGACAUGGCCCUCCAAUUCUAUGAGAAAGCUGCUUUGGAGAGGCCAAUGUAUGCGGAAGCAUACUGCAACAUGGGUGUGAUUUUCAAAAACCGUGGUGAGCUGGAGACCGCUAUUGCCUGCUAUGAGAGGUGCCUGAUGGUCUCCCCUAAUUUUGAGAUUGCAAAGAACAAUAUGGCAAUAGCCUUGACGGAUUUAGGAACUAAGGUGAAGUUGGAGGGAGAUAUUAAUCAAGGUGUUGCCUAUUACAAGAAGGCCUUAUACUACAAUUGGCAUUAUGCUGAUGCCAUGUAUAAUCUUGGGGUUGCAUAUGGUGAAAUGCUUAAGUUUGAGAUGGCUAUCGUGUUUUAUGAGCUAGCGCUCCAUUUCAAUCCACAUUGUGCAGAGGCAUGCAACAAUUUAGGAGUAAUAUACAAGGACCGAGAUAAUCUUGAUAAGGCCGUGGAGUGUUAUCAGUUGGCUUUGUCAAUCAAACCUAACUUCUCCCAGUCCUUGAACAAUCUCGGUGUUGUUUUCACCGUUCAGGGCAAAAUGGACGCAGCUGCUAACAUGAUUCAGAAAGCAAUUGCUGCAAAUCCUUCAUAUGCUGAAGCAUAUAACAACUUAGGUGUUCUUUAUAGAGAUGCUGGCAACAUAUCUAUGGCCAUCGCAGAGUACGAGCAAUGUCUUAAAAUAGAUCCUGACUCUCGUAAUGCAGGCCAGAAUCGGUUACUGGCAAUGAACUACAUCAACGAAGGAUAUGAUGACAAACUUUUUGAGGCUCACAGGGAUUGGGGUAGACGUUUUCUGAGGCUGUAUCCACAAUAUUCUUCAUGGGAGAACACAAAAGAUCCGGAGCGGCAACUUGUUGUGGGAUAUAUAUCUCCAGAUUACUUCACGCAUUCUGUGUCAUAUUUUAUUGAAGCUCCUCUGACGUAUCAUGACUAUCGAAAUUACAAGGUGGUGGUUUAUUCAGCUGUUGUAAAGGCUGAUGCAAAAACUACCCGAUUCCGGGAGAAAGUGUCGAAAAAUGGUGGCAUAUGGAGAGAGAUUUAUGGAAUUGAUGAGAGGAAGGUUGCAAGUAUAGUAAGAGAAGAUAAGGUUGACAUCUUGGUGGAACUCACAGGCCAUACUGCUAAUAAUAAGCUCGGAACUUUGGCAUGUCAACCUGCUCCUAUCCAGGUCACCUGGAUUGGCUACCCAAACACCACUGGUUUGCCCACAAUUGACUACAGAAUCACAGAUUCCCUUGCAGAUCCUCCAGACACAAAGCAAAAGAAUGUUGAAGAGUUGGUUCGGCUUCCUGAGUGCUUCCUCUGUUACACACCUUCUCCUGAUGCUGGGCCAGUAGGCCCAACUCCUGCUCUUUCAAAUGGCUUUGUCACCUUUGGUAGCUUCAAUAACUUAGCAAAGAUAACUCCUGAAGUGUUGCAAGUUUGGGCUAGAAUACUGUGUGCGGUUCCAAACUCUCGUCUGGUGGUCAAAUGUAAACCAUUCUGUUGUGAGAACAUAAAACAGAGUUUCCUUGCGACAUUGGAGCAGCUGGGGCUGGAAUCAUUGCGUGUUGAUCUUCUUCCCUUAAUUCUUCUUAACCAUGACCAUAUGCAAGCAUAUAACAUCAUGGACAUUAGCUUGGAUACAUUCCCUUAUGCUGGAACGACAACAACAUGCGAAUCUUUGUACAUGGGUGUUCCAUGCAUUACUAUGGCUGGUUCAGUUCACGCUCACAAUGUUGGAGUGAGUCUUCUAACUACAGUUGGUUUGGGACAUUUAGUUGCCAAAAAUGAGGAUGAAUAUGUCGACUUGGCCAUAAAAUUGGCAUCCGAUAUCACGGCACUUUCUGAUUUGAGGAUGAGUCUUCGCGACCUUAUGUCUAAAUCUCCCUCGUGCGAUGGACCGAAGUUCACUGCUGGUUUAGAGUCAACCUACAGGAACAUGUGGCGAAGAUAUUGUAAAGGAGAUAUGCCUGCCUAUAGGAGGCUUGAAGCACUCAAACGGAAGACAGCCUUUGAAGAGCCACCAAUCAGCACUUUUGAUAAGCCGAUAGAGAGCUCUCCUGGGUCCAUCAAAGCCAACGGAUUUGCAACAGCCAUCCCACCACCGGUUUUAACUCUGUCCGCAAGCAACUCCGAGGUUCUAACUCUUUCUACCAGCAAUUCCGAGGAGAAUGGACAGUUAAAAACAGAGGACUAACCCCAGCAAAGUGAGCUGCACUUCAAAUGCCGACUGAUUUUUGGAAAUUUCCAGUCGAUGGGGUUAUCAGUUUGAAGUGUGUAUAAUGUUAAAAUGAAGUUCCCCCUAGUUGUACAAAUGCGGUGUUCAAUGCUGAGUGUUAUAACAUUUUACAGGAUUGACAUUAUUUGGGGAAUUUCGGGUGGGGACUGGGGAGUGAUAAGUUGCAUUCGGUUCUUCAUCUGUUUGAGGAGGGCGGUUCAAAAGAGAUCAGCAGCUGCUAUUGCUGGAUUAUGUUGAUUGCAUUUUCCCCCGAUAUACAAAUAGGGAUAGUUAUGGGCUGUAAAUUAUGGUCGACAUGUCUAAUUAGCAUAGACAUAACCUCUUUUCUUGGGUUCGGAUCG